AUGUUAGUAUCGGAGAAGAUGCAGCUGCAGCGUAAGUGCGCUGUCUAUCGUCUUGGAUGUGUCGAGUAUGAGACGGCGUGGGAGUGGCAGAAACAGCUUAUUCAAAAGCGUGUGCUGGCCAUGCGUGCUGGUCAAGUAAUUGAGCAAGAUGUGGUAUUAAUCCUUGAACAUCCAAGUGUGUAUACAAUAGGUCGAGGUGGUAGUAUGGAUAAUAUCCAAUUUGAUCCGGACAAAGAGCGUGUCAAGUUAGUGCGAGUCGAUCGAGGAGGCGAAGUGACGUACCAUGGACCUGGUCAAGUUGUAGUGUAUCCGAUCUUGGAUUUAACGCACCAUAAGAAAGAUCUGCACUGGUAUCUUCGUCAAGUUGAAGAGGUCGUCAUCCGGACGUUAGCCAAUUUUGACAUUCAGGGUGAACGUGUAGACGGACUCACGGGCGUUUGGGUCGAAGAACAAUCAAAGUCUCAUAAUACAGGACUCUGCAGGAGACAUUACGAGCGAGAUAUGCGCAAAAUUUGUGCCGUAGGUACGCAUGCUAGUCGCUGGGUGACUAUGCACGGCUUUGCACUUAAUGUAAAAACGGAUUUGCGUGAAUUCGACCGCAUCAUUCCUUGCGGUAUUCACGACCGCGCAGUUACGAGUAUGGAGCGAAUUUGUCCGGAUGCAACAAUCAAAGAUGUACAGGAUGCUGCUAUUGAGGCCAUCAGCGAGGUCUUCCACCUCAAUAUGGAAGAUAUCGAAACUAACUCGCCACUUUAG
Peronospora belbahrii is the source of this 756-nucleotide messenger RNA. The record is from the annotation of a GenBank genome assembly. Lineage: Eukaryota; Oomycota; Peronosporomycetes; Peronosporales; Peronosporaceae.